This is a messenger RNA of Pseudozyma flocculosa PF-1, 2151 nucleotides long. RefSeq lists its product as uncharacterized. Bases 1 to 2151 code for a protein of 716 amino acids. The transcript has a single exon. Gene Ontology annotation, molecular function: oxidoreductase activity, acting on CH-OH group of donors; flavin adenine dinucleotide binding. Lineage: Eukaryota; Fungi; Basidiomycota; Ustilaginomycetes; Ustilaginales; Ustilaginaceae. The record is from RefSeq and is a predicted model, not a curated record.
AUGGUGGGCGCGUCGCUCCUCUCUGGCGCGCUGCUCUUCGCCUCGGCCGCCACCUCGCUCGCCGCGGCCAAGUCGGUCCCCUUUGGCCAGCCCGGCAGCCUGCCCAUCCCGCACGAGGUCCUUAGGCGCAGCGUCACCGGCAACGGCAACAACCUCAACGGCCAGACCUACGACUAUGUCGUCGUCGGCGGCGGCCUCGCUGGUCUCGUCGUCGCCGGCCGCCUCUCCGAGAACCCGGACGUGACCGUCGCUGUUAUCGAGGCCGGGGACAGCGGCUACGACGACAAUCGCAAGUUUGUUGUCCCCUCGGCCAACCUCUACGACUCUGCGGCCAACACAAAGUACGACUGGAAGUUUGAGACCGUCGCCCAGUCGGGCCUCAACAACCGCGUCACGCCCUGGGCCCGCGGAAAGGUCCUCGGUGGCAGCGCCGCCAUCAACGGCCUCUACUACGUCCGCCACAGCGAAGUCGAGCAGAACGCUUGGGCCAAGAUCAACGGCGAGGGCCCCGACGGCACCUGGGGCUGGAACAACAUGCUGCGCGCCAUGAAGAAGAGCGAAAACUUUACCCCUCCGAGAAAAGAGCUGCUCGACGCCGUCGACAUCAACUUCAACCCGGCAUCCCACGGCACCGACGGCCCGCUCCACGUCAGCUGGCCCGCCAGGAGCUAUCCUCCCGUCGCCUCGUUCCUCCAGAGCGUCGCCGAGCUUGGCACCGCCAUCAGCCAAGAUCCGGACGCCGGACAGUCGUGGGGCGCCUUUGUGGCCACCAGCACCAUCAACCCGACCAACUGGACGCGCUCCUUCUCCCGCACCGCCUACCUCGACCCGUACGCCUACCGCAGCAAUCUGCAUGUGCUCACGGGCCACACCGUCACCAAGGUCCUCUUCGACCAGGGCUCUUCGUCUGGCGGCGGCGGCGACGUCAGGGCCACGGGCGUCCAGUACUCGGCCGCCUCAGGCUCGGAUCGGCUGAAUGUCAACGCGGCCCGCGAGGUCAUCCUCUGCGGCGGCUCGGUCAACGACCCGCAGAUCCUCCAGCUCUCGGGCAUCGGCGACCGCUCGCUGUUGGAGCGCCACAAUGUGCCCGUCAUCGUCGAUCUGCCGGGCGUCGGGCACCACGUCCAGGACCACGUCUCGGCCGGCCUCACCUGGGAGCCCAGCCAGCCCUCGGACAUUCCGCCACAGCGCGUGACCAACGACCCCGUCACCGACUCGUACGUCAACUCGGCCAUCGCCUAUGUCGGCGCCAACACGCUGUACGGCGACUACCGCGCCACGCUCGUCGCCGAGAUGCGCCAGGAGCGCGCCGCCACCGUGGCCGCCCUCGACGCGCCCGAGGCCGUCAAGCGCGGCUACGACCUCACGUACGGCGUCCAGGUCGAUGACAUCUUUACCAGCGACGUCGGGCCGAUUGAGCUGCUGUGUGCCAUCAGCUUCGGCGGCCUGUCGGUGCAGGCGGCGCUGCAGCAACCGCUAUCGCGCGGCAGCAUCCUGAUCCAGUCGAGCGACCCCUUCGCCGCCCCGCUCAUCGAUGCGGGAUACCUGACUAACCGCUUCGAUCUCGAGACGAUGCGCACGGGCUUCAAGCUGGCGCGGCAGGUGGCCAACACGAAGCCGCUGUCGGAUCACAUGGGUAGCGAGCAGGUGCCCGGCUCGUCGGUCUCGUCCGACGCCGACUGGGACAGGUGGAUCAAGGACCACGUCCAGACCGAGUACCACCCGUCGUGCUCGUGCGCCAUGCUGCCGCGCUCGGCCGGCGGCGUCGUGGGCACGGAUCUCAAGGUCUACGGCACGCGCAACCUGCGCGUCAUCGAUGCCGCCGUGCCGCCGAUCUCGCUGAGCGCACACCUGAUGGCGGCCACGUACGGCCUCGCCGAGAUUGGCGCCGAGCUGGUCCUCAAGGAGCGGGACGAGGCGCUAAAGCAGAGCAGCAGCAGCGGCGGCGGCUCUUCUUCGCCUGCGUCGGGCAACGCGUCCGGCUCCACUCCGGUGUCGGGUCCGGCUUCCGGCGCUGCUGCCUCUGGCUCGCCCUCGGAUCUGAGCAGCAAGAGCUCCUCGGCCGCCACGCUGUCGCUCGGCCGCCUGACGGCCUGGCAGCUCGCCUCUGUCGGCGUCGCAUCGUCGGCGCUCCUGGCCUUUGCCCUCUAG